Linderina pennispora is the source of this 10627-nucleotide messenger RNA. RefSeq lists its product as uncharacterized. NCBI's taxonomy places the organism in Eukaryota, Fungi, Kickxellomycota, Kickxellomycetes, Kickxellales, Kickxellaceae. The record is from RefSeq and is a predicted model, not a curated record. Gene Ontology annotation, cellular component: fatty acid synthase complex. Gene Ontology annotation, molecular function: 3-oxoacyl-[acyl-carrier-protein] synthase activity; fatty acid synthase activity; holo-[acyl-carrier-protein] synthase activity. Bases 1 to 10620 code for a protein of 3539 amino acids. The transcript is spliced from 5 exons. Gene Ontology annotation, biological process: long-chain fatty acid biosynthetic process.
AUGAAUCUGUUUACCUGCAAGGUUGCACUCGCAUCUGGCGGAGUGUCAACUAACAUUCCAAUUCCUGGUGACAGCUUCCCUGUCGCCAAGGAGCUCGCUACGUCUUUUCUGGAUGGCGGUCCUCCUGCUGUUUCCACGGAAAUCGAACUCGUCGCACUCUUUUUGGCGUACUGUAGCUCCCGUAACCCCGAUGUUGCCGUCGCCCUAUUUCUUCACUUCCACCAAGAAUUCUGUGCCGACGAGAAUAUCCAUGUGGUUGUCCAGCAGCUGAACCUGUCUGCUGAGCAAGCGCGAACCGUCAUGAAGGGGUAUUACUCGGUUUGGAACACCCUUGAGGCGCGUCAGUUGCUGCCCGAAGUCCCUGUUCCCGCUAUCAUUUCCGAUGCAAACAUCAGGCUUGCCGCUAUGUUUGGUAGUCCGGGCGGAGCAGACAGCUAUGUUGACGAAGCAGCAUGGCUUCUCGAUGUUUAUGGCCCGCUGUUGUCAGACUUUGUCGCUCAUAUGUCAGACUUCCUCAAGCGCGAAUCCACUGACCCCCUAUUGGCGAAAGCCCAUUCACGUCCACUGGACAUUGCUGGCUGGCUUGCUUCUCCCGACGCAAUGCCUGACGCCAAGUAUUUGCUGACUGCACCAGUUAUUACGCCCAUGCUAGGACUGAUUCAGGCGAUGCAUGUGGCUGUCUUGUAUAAGACGCUCAAUAUGAGCCCAGGCGACCUCGUCUCACGCUUUAAUGUUGCAAUUGGACACAGCCAGGGUCUAACCAUGGCUGCUGCCUUUGCUUCCGUGACUGACGAGGCAUCAUUCUAUGUUGUUACCGAGAAGGUGCUCGGUAUUCUUCUUGCAACAUCCGCGAUUGUCCAGCAAAAUUUCUCGUCAAACCCUUCGCAUGCAGGUGCACCGGGACUUUUGCUGCGUACUGAUGGCUUACCCGUGCCAAUGGUUUCUGUUCGUGGUCUAGCCCAAGAAACGCUAGAAUCAUUCAUUGCUGCGUUUAAUGGGGACUGCAUGGACGAGGAUUCGGAAGCAAAACGGAUGCCAUUACAUACUUUGCUAGGCACCUUAGAAAAACACACUGUGCCGCCAACAGAGGAUCAAUCGCGCGUCCGGUUCUCCCAGCGCAAGCCGGUAGCCGAUAUCAGCCCACUGAGCAUGUCGGUACCAACCCACUGCAAACUUCAGCUACAUGUUGCACCAAUUGUGUACGAGUUUGCGACUGCCAAGGGCUGGAUUCUCAAUCCUGACACUCUUCGUACUCAAGUCAACGCUGGCGUGGACGGACAUGACCUUCGUGAUGAAGUAGACCUUACCAGAUUCUUGAUCGAUAGUAUGUGCGUGUACCGUGUUGACUGGCCAACAACUGUCAACAGCGCCGAUGCCACAUUUAUCGUCGACUUCAGCCCAGGGACUUUCAGUACAUUCGGCAAACUCGCCAGAGACAUUCUCGACGGCUAUGGCAAAACCAUCAUCAGCACCAGCUCACCUACUCCAUGUACCAAGUCGCGCAUGGGAUCCAAGGCCGAUUUGUUCAAACGGAAUAUCUCCGACGUCUUCACAGUGCCAAGCUGGGAGAGUGCUUUCAGUCCAUGCCUUGUUCGAACCGCACAUGGCGGCCAGCUUCAUAUUCGCACCCGCAUGUCGCUCACUCUUGGACUCCCGCCUGUGAUGGUUGCAGGGAUGACCCCGACUACGUCCAACGAGCACUUUGUCGCAGCCAUAAGCAAUGCUGGAUACCAUGUCGAGUUUGGUGGUGGUGGGAUCUACACCGAAAAAGUGUUCAGGGAAAGGGUCGACAAUCUGGUUCAGCUCCUUGAGCCAGGUAACGGAUUCGCUGUCAACACGGUCUACAUGGAUCGGAAGCAAUGGGUGUUCCAGUAUCCCAGUAUCCUGCGUAUGCGGCGGGAAGGAGUACCGAUCACAGGGCUCUGUAUUGGCGGUGGUGUUCCCUCAGUUGACGUCGCCAACAGUAUAAUCGCGGAGUUGCGUGACGCGGGCAUACGCCAUGUUGCUUUCAAGCCCGGGUCAGUGGCUACAAUUCUCCAGGCGAUUGAAAUUGCCAGAGUAAACCCUGACUUCCCUGUCAUUAUCCAGUGGACUGGCGGCCGUGCUGGUGGCCACCAUUCGUGUGAAGACUUCCACGAGCCAAUGUUGGAAACGUACAGCAAGAUCCGGUCUCUGCCAAACACCAUCCUGGUCGUUGGGUCUGGGUUCGGCGACGCCGAUAGCAUUCUGCCAUAUCUCUCCGGCCAGUGGAGUGUCCAGUUUGGAUAUGCACCCAUGCCUGUUGAUGGAGUAUUGUUAGCUUCAUGCGUCCUCACUGCAAAAGAGAGUGCCAUAUCUCUGGAAGCAAAGGAGCUCAUUGCGGCAGCCACUGGCGUUGAGGAUAGCAAGUGGGAAUUAUCAUACACUGGUAAUGCCGGUGGAGUGAUAUCAGCAAUGUCAGGAUAUGGUGAGAUCGCCCAUUGUGUGGCUAAUCGCGCUGCACUGGCUCUCAGAGAGUUGAAUGACAUGAUCUUCACCAAGCCAUAUGCUGACCAGCUGCCAAUAAUCAUGGCAAACAAGGACCGUAUCAUAAAGCGGCUCAAUGAGGACUAUACACGGCCAUGGUUUGGCAUGAAGUCUGAUGGUCGAGUGGUCGAUUUGGAGGAGAUGACGUACCUGGAAGUGCUCAACCGACUUGUGGAGUUCAUGUAUGUCGCAGACAAAUCCAGGUGGCUGGAUGUGUCGUAUGUCAGACUGUUUGGUGAAUUUAUUUCAAGGGCCGAGGACCGUGUUUCCAAGAUGGAAAGCCGACGCGUAUUCCAACGCUUCGUCCAACUUCAAGACCCGCAUGUGAUUAUCAACCUGGCGAUUAAGGCAUUCCCAGAUAUCGGCCACACUCUUCUUGCGCUUGAGGAUGUCCAGUAUCUGGUCUGGCUUUGCAAGCGGUCUGGAACCAAGCCAGUCCCCUUCGUUCCUAUCCUCGACGCCGACCUGCAUGUUUGGAUGACGAAGGACAUCAAUUCACAAGCCGAGGAUUUGGAUACAGUUGUUGACAGAGAUGUCCAGCGCACUGUUAUUGCCUUGGGCCCUGUGUCUGCGAAGUAUGCCACCACAGUCAACGAACCGGUCAAGGAUAUACUCGACCGUGUUUACACCGGGCUAACGGAAAAGCUUAGCAUGUGCAAUUUCGAUAAGGAUCCAUCUCUAGUCCGUCCUUGCGAGUACCUUGCACCAGAGCCUUUUCCAGUAUCUCUCCCUACCUCAGCUGCAGUGGCUGUUGAUGAGUCAAGCCGCACAUACAAGCUCCCAACUGAUGCAGCACUGCUUCCAGAUCCUGAUGUAUGGCUGGAGGCACUGGCUGGUCCUACUCAGAGCUGGUUUCGUGCACUUCUCACAUCGCCAGUGGUGGUUCGCAAAUCACUGUACGCUUCAAAUCCAAUAAGGCAGGUUCUGCGACCAAUGGCAGGGCAAACAGCAGAGGUGUCAUUUGAUGGCGAUAGGCCGGUCAAGCUCGAUAUCCAUGGACCAACUGGGGUAUUGGACAUUCGCAUACAGCUCCAUGGUGAGAAGAAUAUUCUGAUGAUUAUUUACCAUCGGAUUGGCGAGGAGCAGUUUGAGAUCCAAUUCCCGUACAUCUACACGCCAUCCAAAUCGGCGGCGCUUAUUGCUGAAGAUACGCAUGGUCGGGAUAGAGCGUACUGUAGGUCAAUACUGAGUAUGCAUGGCAUCACAAGCGACCCUGGUUACAUCGUGUGUGAUGAUAUAGAACAGCACUUCACAGAUGCUGUGCUUAAGCCAUUCACUGUUACUGAAGACUUUGUUCGGAAGUACUGCUCUAGUGUUCACAACGCAUCAGAGUAUUACAAAAGGGCAGCCAGUGGAUCGUCUAUGGCUCCAAUUGACAUAUUCUUCAGCAUUACAAUCAAGCAGCUGACAUCUAUCUUAACUGGCCUGCCUUUGAACCAGGGGAUGAUGGGAAUUCUGCAUCUCUAUCACAACACAGAGUACGAACCAGGUGUGUCUCCACUGCAUGUGGGAGAUACAAUUUACUAUCAGAUGGUGCUGACCGCACUCGAGAAUGUUGAUCCUGGCCUAAGAAUGACAUUCACAUCAAGGUUUUACCGCGAUGGACUCCUCAUUGCUGCAUCUGAAGAUAUGAUUAUCUCACCUAACCAAUAUGUGGCAUACAGACAGACUUUCAGAUUGACUGAUGAACCUGUGCGACACAUGCUGAUCUUAUCGGAUGAGAAGGCCACUGUACUUGAAGCCAAAGAAUGGUUUACGUACAAGGAUACACUGGAGCCAGUAAAAGCCGUACCUGGGGAAGUCCUAGAGUUCAGGCUCCAAUCGUGUUACCGUUUCAAAUCAAAGGGACUGAUUUCGCAUAUCAAAACCUAUGGACCUGUAUAUCGGUUGAAACCAUACGGAGAGCUCGAACAUAUUGCCGACGUUUACUUUGAGACUACUGAUGUAUAUGGUAACCAAGUAGUCGACUAUCUCAAUCAGAACCAACACGUAGCCAGUGAUUCGGUACGUUUUGAGCAUGGCGGCGUCCCAAUCCGAUAUGCAGGGAAUGUUGAUGCCAUGUCUAUCAAAGCACCAUCUGAAAAUUGGGAGUUUGCUCAUGCUUCUGGCGAUCAGAACAUGCUCCAUACAAAUCCCUAUGUGGUUGCAUACAUCGGAGAAUCGGAGGUGAUUUGCCACGGCAUGUGGACCUCAGCUGCAACCCGCGCUGUUGUUGAGAGCAUUGUUGCUGAUAACGAUCCUAGGCGUAUGCGCUCGUACGAGGUCAACUUUAUCGGAAAAGUUUAUCCCAGCAAUGACCUUCAAGUAGAACUGGUUCACACGGGAAUGGCCAGCGGUUACAUGGUCAUCAAUGGCAAGACUGUAAACCAGAACCGGGAAACAGUGAUGGCACUCACAGCAGAGGUUGCCCAGGCAAAGACCGCAUAUGUAUUUACAGGCCAGGGAUCACAGUUCGUCGGCAUGGGGAUGGAUCUCUACGUAUCGUCCACUGCUGCCAGAGAUGUGUGGGACCGAGCUGAUAAGCACAUGCUGAAUAAGUAUGGCGUUUCCCUUUUGAAAAUUGUCCAAGAGAAUCCGAGAGAGUACUUGGUUAAGUUUGGUGGCAAAAAGGGUAAUCAGAUUCGCGCACAAUACCUCUCCUUGGAUGAUGCCAUUUUCGCUGGCCAUUCGCUUGGCGAGAUUGGGUCACUUGCUGCAAUUGCUGGGAUUGUUUCCGUCGAGGAUGCUGUGGACAUUGCUCUCUAUCGUGGACUGCUUCUCCAUAUGUCAGUAGAUCGCGACAUCAAUGGCUGCUCCGAGUAUGCGAUGGUAUCAGUCAGCCCUCAGCGUGCUGGGAAGCUCUUUGGAAUAUCCAACCUUCUCCGACUUGUUGAUCUUAUUUGCGAAAGAAAGCAGCAGCUCCUGGAAGUGGUCAACUACAACGUCCGUGGGCAACAGUAUAUAGUCACGGGACAUAUCGAGAGCUUAACUGCCAUGUGCAGGAUUAUAGACCGACUGUCUGCAGAGAGCAUUACGCUUGCUGAAAUUGAAGAAGGCGAGGAAAUAACAAAGACUAUCAACGGUAUUUUGAAUGAACAUCCUCAUACACGAGUAUUGCAAACUGGCAUCGCAACUAUUGCAAUUCCUGGAAUCGAUGCCCCUUCACAUUCAAGCCAGCUAUCAGCAAGUAUCAACACAUUCCGCAGGGUACUCGACAGCAGAAUUCCUCAUAUAAAGAGGCUUACUUCAUUGCUGUGUGGAAGAUACAUCCCCAAUCUGACCGGAGAACCCUUUGAAAUCACAAAGGAAUAUUUCGAUCGUGUUUAUUCCAUCACCCACUCACCAGUUAUUGAAGAUAUACUCCAAUACCGGGAAACAGAUGGUACCGAUACACUUGGUAACCAGGUAUACCUUGCGCGUACGCUUCUGAUUGAGCUCCUUUCAUUCCAGCUUUCCUCGCCAGUAAAAUGGAUUGAAACCCAAGAUUCGAUGUUCAAGAGCUGCUCGGUGAAGCGGCUGGUCGAGAUUGGCCCAAGGCCAAUACUAUGUCGUAUGGCAACACAAACUCUGGGUAGCAACAGCUGGCUCUGCGAAGAAGUCGCUAUUCUACAUGCAAGCAAAGAUAGAGAUGAUGUAUAUUAUAUAGCAUCUCAGACCGAAUAUGCUGAUAUAAAUACUGACCCUUUGUCGCUGAGGUCAGGUCAGAGCACAAGCAGCAAAUCAACUAAGCAAGAAGGAGCAUCCAAACCCCCCGGCCCUGCUGUGGAAGAGCAAGCGGCCUUGAAUCCAGUCCUGCCAGCUGCUAUAUGCUCUGUUGAUGACGUGCCAAUUCCAAUUGUUGAUAUUCUACGAGCAACAAUUUCAUGGAAGCUCUCCACAGCAAUCGCUAAAGUGUAUCCCACGAUGUCGAUCAAGGAGCUUGUUGCUGGGAAGUCAAUGGUGCAAAAUGAGCUUUUUGGAGAUUUCCAAAAGGAAUUUGGCAAGGGCCUACCUGAACAUGCCGAAGAGCAAACCUUGGAGGAACUUGCCAAAGUCCUUGGGAACUCUACAAAUUCUCUUGGUAAACACUCUCAGUCGCUUAUCAACAGGAUUUUUGUUGAGAAGCUUCCGAAUGGGUUCACACAGUCAGUUGCUCGUUCGUAUUUGAAGGACAACUAUGGCCUGGGUCCACGCAGACAAGAUGCUCUACUGCUCAUGUCGGUUACAAUGGAACCCUCCUGCCGGCUUGCAGAUGAAGAGGCAGCCCAAGUCUGGUUGGAGUCAGCAGCCCAGAUGUAUGCCAGCCACGUGGGUCUAUCACUGACAGCCACAGCACAAAAUGGGAAUAGAAAUGGUGCUAUGGCGGCCUCCGUUGUUAUUAACAGCGCUGAAUUUGACAAGGCUCAGAAGAACCAAAGAAGUCUCAUUCUUGACCAGAUCGAGACGCUUACUAAGCAUGUGGGUCUCGAUACGCGCCAAGGUACUAGAUCAGCAGAAAAGCUGCAGUUGGAGGUAGCAGUUCUCAGGUCAGAGAAUGACAAAGUUAAGCGUGAAUUCGGCAGCGGGUUGAUAGAUAAGGCCAACACACUAUUCGACGCAAACAAGGCUCGUCACUUUGACUCCUACUGGAACUGGGCUCGUCAGGAUGUACUGGAAUGGGUCUCUGGCAUUUUGGGUGGAGAGGAACCAGGAAUGGACCGUGCUACGUAUAUGAAACGUAUUCAUAUGCUCAAGAACCGGUCCAACCCUGGACUGCUCUCAAUGCUACAGGCAUUUAUUGGGACUCUCAAAGCAGACCCUUGCCCAUCUGCCCAACGUGCACUGAAGCAAACGGAGAUUAUCUAUGCAGCGUGUAGGGAGUCAGAAAAUGUGCCUCCUGUCUACAAAGAGCUUUCGACCCCACUGCGUCCUCAUACAGAGAUCACGUUCAGAGGUGAUAUCGACAGCUCAAGGAUGGGCUACCUCUGCUGUAUAUGUACGGUCGGCAGGCUGGAAACGCCUGGACAUAUAGCAAGGAGAUUUCUGAUGAAUACUUCAGUUCGAUGGAGGACGCAGCGGUUAACGGCAUAUCUUUUGAGGGCAAAUGUGCACUGGUUACCGGGUGUGGAAAAGGGUCCAUUGGCUCAGGAUUGGUUGAGGGCUUGCUAUCUGGUGGAGCCAAAGUGGUUGCUACAGCGUCCAAUUAUUCCCUGUCGUCAAUCCGAUUCUUCGAAAGAGAUGUACCGGAAGUUUGGUUCCCGCGGAUCUGAGCUGGUUCUUGUCCCCUUCAACCAGGCAUCAUCAUGCGAUGUAGAGGCCCUCAUCCAGUAUAUUUACGGCAAAGAUGGACUUGGGUGGGAUUUGGACUACAUUGCUCCAUUUGCUGCUUUCCCAGAACAUGGCAAAGAUGCAGGGAGCAUCGACUCCCACUCUGAGUUAACGAUUCGCAUUCUAUUGACAAACUUGUUCCGGAUAAUAGGACAGGUUAAGGCGGCUAAAGUAAGAACUGGAAAUACUCUCCACCCAUCGCUACUUGUGUUGCCACAUUCAUCCAAUCAUGGAAUAGCAGGAAAUGACGGUAUGUAUGGUGAAACGAAGGCAGCUUUGCAUACACUGUACAACCGCUGGCACACAGAAUCAUGGUCAGAGUACAUUUCAAUCACUGGUGGUGAAAUUGGAUGGACCCGCAGCACGAAACUGACAUCUGGAAGUGCAAAUGUGUAUGCAGCCAUGGAGGAAAUGGGCAUGCGUACGUUCUCUCGUGAGGAAAUGUCGUUCAACAUACUUUGCCUGCUAUCACAAGGGAUGGAAGAGACAGCGCACAACAAUCCUGUGUUUGGCAACUUCAAUGGAGGGUCAUAUUCUAUUGAGACAGUGGGCAAGGAGUUAUCGAAGCGGCGCUCAGUGCUGAUAGAAGCUGCCAGAUUAAGGAAAGCCGCGCACUCGGAUGUGUGUGCAGUGUAUCUCACUGAGCAGAAAGAGGAUUCUGUGACAUUGUCAUUUGUAAACAAGACGAUACCACGUGCUCAACACAGGGUUGACUCCCCGGCUGUAAAAGAAUACGAGCAACUCGACCACCUUAGACACCUGGAGGGCAUGGUUGACUUGGACAAGGUUGUGGUUGUGACAGGAUUCGGUGAAGUUGGUCCAUUUGGGAAUGCAGCCUUGCGCUGGGAGCAGGAGGCAUAUGGUGUGUUCUCGAUGGAAGGCUGCAUUGAGCUGGCAUGGAUGAUGGGGCUGAUCAAAAGGUUCUCUGGCGACCAUCCGGGAACAGGGAGUCACUAUACUGGCUGGGUUGACGCAAAAACACAAGAGCCAGUGCACGAUAUGGAAAUGAGGGCAAAGUACGAGCCGUAUAUCUUGGAACAUACCGGCAUUCGUCUUGUUGAACCAGAAAUUUGGGGUGAGAAGGAUGUUGAUAUGAAGUCCUUCAUCCGCGAACUUCAGAUCGAUCAGGACAUGCCUCCUUUCGAGACCAGUGCAGAGGAGGCUCUUCAUUUCAAACAGAGAAAUGGCGACAAGGUUGACACAUGGGAGAACCCUGAUGGAACAUGGUCGGUCAGACUCCUUAAAGGCACUGUAAUCCAUGUGCCAAAAGCAAUCGGUAUUGGACACACUGUUCUUUCUCAAACACCGACCGGGUGGGAUCCAGUUCGGCUAGGAAUACCAGAGGAUCUCGCACUGAAUAUGGACGAUGCGAACCACUAUACCCUUAUUGCUACAAUGGAGGCGCUCGUCAGAUCUGGCAUUACAGAUCCAUAUGAACUCUACCAGUACUUCCACGUUUCAAAGGUCGGGCACGCGAUAGGCUCUAGUGCGGGUGGGGCAAAAACCCUUGUUAAUGUGUUCCGCAACAGAUAUCUAGACAAGAAUGUGAACUCGGACAUGAUGACUGAAUGCACCGUCAAUCAUAUGAGCGCAUGGCUCAAUAUGCUUCUAUUUUCGGCAUCAGGUCCACUAAAACCGACUGUUGGCGCAUGUGCCACUUCGGCCAUCGCGCUAGACCUUGCUGCAGAAUCGAUUAUCCAGGGUAAAGCGGAUGUCAUGAUCGCUGGUGCAGGAGAAGGGUUCACGAACGAUACCUCAUUUGAGUUUGGUUUGAUGAAUGCCACAGCAAGUGCCAGGGAUGAGCUAGUAAAGGGGAGAAUCCCUCAGGAAAUGUCACGGCCCUGUACAUCUACCAGAAGCGGGUUUGUUGAGAGUCACGGCUCGGGGGUUGCUGUUUUGAUGUCAGCUACUGCGGCGCUUAAAAUUGGAGCGCCUAUUUAUGGGAUUUUAGCAAUGUCCGCCACUGCUACCGACAAGUCGACCCGCAAUUAUAGCGCCCCGGGCCAAGGGAUACUGUCCAUUGGAAAGGAGAACCCCACCCCAUCGGACCUGCAACUGCUUGACAUCCAUUAUAGGAGGCAGAUGCGUGAUAGGCAAUUAGCUGCGCUUGAGCAGUUGGGUAACACUGGCGUAGCGAAAGAUAUAAGACAAACAGCUAAAACGACAUGGGGUAAUGAUUUCUACAAGAUGUGCAAGUCGACCUCGCCCCUUCGUGCUGCGCUAGCGACAUGGGGUCUUGGCGCAGAUGAUAUUGGGCUGGCGUCAUUCCACGGAACAUCGACAAAGUUGAACGAUGUAAACGAGUCGAACAUUGUGAACAUGCUCUUGAAGCACGUUGGACGCACGCCUGGUCUUCCGGUUCCAGUAGUUUGCCAAAAGUGGAUCCUUGGUCAUACAAAGGCCCCAGCAACGAGCUGUUCAAUGCAUGGCAUUCUUCAGUCAAUGACAACAGGACUCAUUCCGGGGAAUAGGAAUGCGGACAAUAUCGAUGACGAGCUGGAGCAGCACGAACACCUUGUAUACCUGAGCAAGACUAUUCGUGCGCCAACUAUCAAGGCCGCGCUGUUCACGUCGUUUGGAUUCAGCCAGUCCAAUGGAGCGGGGCUUAUCGUUCAUCCGGACUACCUAUUCGCAACACUUUCAAAGGAGGAGCUGGUCGAGUACACAACUAAAGUCGAUGAGCGCAUGAAGAGAUCGACCCGCUACUGGCAGGGAGCACUUCUUGGAAACCACACAUAUUUCCAGGCAAAGGAAGAGCCCCCGUUCUCACAGGAACAGGAGGCAUCUGUGUUCCUGGAUCCUGGUGCAAGGGCCAAACUUGACUCGAAAACCAAGCAGUACACAUUCUGAACAACUC